Messenger RNA from Hermetia illucens (black soldier fly), 1314 nucleotides. Its product is annotated as interleukin enhancer-binding factor 2 homolog. Lineage: Eukaryota; Metazoa; Arthropoda; Insecta; Diptera; Stratiomyidae. The record is from RefSeq and is a predicted model, not a curated record. The coding region runs from base 1 to 1179 and encodes 392 amino acids. The transcript is spliced from 3 exons.
AUGGUGCGCGGUAAUAUUAGACCGGGCCGUGGUGGUCAGAUGCGAGGCGGCAUGCGAGCACCUUUCAAGAAAACCUUUAUUCCAAGGCAUCCAUUCGAUUUGACAUUGGCUGAGGUGCUCUUCCCGAAAGUUGCUCAGGCUCCGGAUGAUGCAGCCUUGACGGCGGCGUUGUUGAAACGCAACCAGGACCUCAGCCCAACCGCUAUCGAACAAACCGCCAUUGCCAAUUUGGUAACCAAGGUUCAAAGUGUUUUGGACAAUCUCGUAGUCGCUCCAGGAGAUUUCAACACUUGCCAACUCGACGAAGUCCGACAAGUCGGUUCAUUCAAAAAAGGAACAAUGGUGACUGGAAACAACGUAGCUGACAUUGUAGUCAUCAUGAAAACCCUCCCAACCAAAGAGGCAUGUGAAGCUCUUGCAAAGAAAGUAGAAGAGGACUUGAAAAAUGUCAUGAAAACCGAAGUUGUCACCAAAGCCGACGUUUUGACCACUGUCAUGCACGAUAAAGGCUUCGAUAUUUCCAACUGGCAAGCAAAAGUUCGUGUCCUUAUAGCCACAUUGCCGCAGAAUAUUCGAAAACUGGAACCAGAAACUCAUCUUGAUGCGAAAAUGAUCACAAGUCACUUGGCGGCAAUACGACACAGUCGUUGGUUUGAAGAAAACGCCCAUCAUUCUUCGAUCAAAGUUUUAAUUCGUAUUCUACGGGAUGUGACAAAACGUUUCGAAGGAUUCCACCCACUCUCGCCAUGGAUGCUUGACCUGCUCGCUCAUCUUGCUAUUAUGAACAAUCCAAGUCGACAGGCGUUGCCAAUCAAUUUGGCAUUCAGGCGAGUAUUCCAGUUAUUGGCGGCUGGGUUAUUUUUACCUGGUUCGGCGGGCAUAACUGAUUCUUGUGAAGCUGGUCAUAUUCGAGUGCAUACGGCCAUGUCUCUUGAGCAGCAAGAUGUUUGCUGUAUGACUGCACAAACUUUGCUUCGAGUUUUGGCUCAUGGUGGCUAUAAGCAUAUUUUGGGUUUAGAAGGAAAUACCAGUAUUGUUCGGGAGAUGUCAGUCUGGGAUGGUGUGGUUGUUUCAUCGAUGGAGCCGGUGUAUGUGCGACCAGAUGAGAAGAAGGAAGGAGAAGAUGACGACGAUAUGGAAGGGGUGGAUGGAGAGGGUGAGGACGAUUUGUUGGAGUAAAAUAAGCAGUUUCUAUUAGAAGAGCAUCAUUUUGUGCUUCGCUCUAUCUUCUCAUUGCUAUUAUAAGAGUACUUGUAAUCAAGCUAUUUAAGAGCUUCGUUGAUGAAGCAAAAUAAUAUAAUUGAAUUCACACAA